Macroventuria anomochaeta is the source of this 964-nucleotide messenger RNA. RefSeq names its product peroxisomal d3,d2-enoyl-CoA isomerase. The transcript is spliced from 4 exons. The record is from RefSeq and is a predicted model, not a curated record. Gene Ontology annotation, cellular component: peroxisomal matrix. Lineage: Eukaryota; Fungi; Ascomycota; Dothideomycetes; Pleosporales; Didymellaceae. Gene Ontology annotation, biological process: fatty acid beta-oxidation. Bases 131 to 964 code for a protein of 277 amino acids.
UGCGAAUUCUGUAUAGCCUAAUACUUGGUACUGAACUGAUCGAUUCAGAGACCAGAUAGGAAACAGACACGUGUGAAAACUGGUUAAAAAGAGCUAGUUGAAGGACAAUAGAAGGAGAGCGGCCACCAUCAUGGGCGACCAAUACACCGACAUCAAGUUCGAGAUCAAAGGUCAGAUAGGAAUCAUCAAGUUCAACCGCCCCAAAGCCCUGAACUCGUUCGGCGGCAACCUCAUUCAAAACACCAUCUCCGCGCUUCGCCAUCUCAAUGAGCACCCAGACACCAUCUUCACCGUUAUUACCGGCGAAGGCCGAUUUUUCAGUGCUGGUGCAGAUGUCAAAGUUAUCACACACGAUGACGACAACCCGACGAACGAAGCAGUCAAAAAAUUGAAGUUUCUGGCGAGGUUUGGUUAUGCACAAGAGCUCCUCCGCUCCAUGAUAGACCACAAAAAAGUCCUCAUCCUAGCCCUCAACGGCCCUGCCGUUGGCGGCGGCGCGGCCUGGUUCCCUGGCAUUGCCGACAUCGUUCUGGCCUCAUCCACCGCGUGGCUGCAAUGCCCCUUCAGCGCCCUCGGUCUUGUGCCCGAAAACGGCUCUGCGCUCUCCUUCGCGCAGUCCAUUGGCAUCCACCGCACAAACGACUUCCUGAUGUUCGGCCGCAAAUUGACUGCUCAAGAACUACUCGAUGCUGGCUUGUACAAUUAUGUGUGGGAAGAGACGGGAGAUGCGUUUCAGGACAAGGUGGUAACGUUUUUGGAGGAGCAGUUGGCGGUUAAUGAUGGGAAGAGUAUGUGUGAGAUGAAGAGGUUGCAGAACGAUCCUAUUCGGGAUGCUAGGUUUCUCGCGGUGGUCAGGGCAGUUGAUGCGCUCAGUGAGAGGUUCGUUGAGGAUGCGCCGAAGAAGAGGUUCGAGGCGAAGAGGAAGGAACUGGAUGAGAAGAGAGCUGCGAGGUCGAAAAUCUAG